This is a messenger RNA of Heterocephalus glaber (naked mole-rat), 3148 nucleotides long. It is a transcript of the gene Oxgr1, whose product is annotated as oxoglutarate receptor 1. NCBI's taxonomy places the organism in Eukaryota, Metazoa, Chordata, Mammalia, Rodentia, Bathyergidae. Gene Ontology annotation, cellular component: plasma membrane. The record is from RefSeq and is a predicted model, not a curated record. Gene Ontology annotation, biological process: G protein-coupled receptor signaling pathway. Gene Ontology annotation, molecular function: G protein-coupled receptor activity.
ACCAGGACCCAGGGAGACAACUCAGGGAGUCCCGGACAAGGUUUGGAGUACCUGUCACAUCUUAUUUUCUUUUCACGAGGAAGUGGUGUCCCUUUUUCUUUUUCUUUUCCUUUUCUUUUUAAAUUUAAUUUCGGGGAAGGGGCAGAGGUUACUUUUGGGAACAAGCAGUGUUCAUCUUUGACUCAGAUGGAUCGCCCCCUCCAAGAUGCACUCAUGGUUCGGCCCUGUGGGGUUCUGGGUCUGAGGGUGUCAGAAGGUUUGGAGGCACUGACGCAGGCCCCUGCUCUCAGGAUGCAAACCGACGGAAACUUUCCUUCUGAAAUGCCCUUUGCAGUCUAUGGCUAUACCACCCUGAACACACCCGAUCUCGUCUGAAAUGCUCUUUGGAGUGCUGCUUCAUUUCGUUUCUCGGAAUUUAGCACACUAGCUUGGUAUUGUCUCUGAAUCUCCAAAUUGUAUAUAAAAGUGGUCCUGCAAGCCUGUAAUUCCAGCACUAGGAAGCUGAGGCGGGGGGGCGGGGGUCACAAGUUAUAGCCCGGCCCGGGUGACUUAGUAACUAAGUGAGACCUUGUCUCAAAUUAAAAGCAAGCAAGCAAGCAGGCUGGGGAGGUAGCUCAGUGUGAAGGCCCUGGGUUCAAUCUCCAGCCACUGGGGAAAAAAGUGGGUUUAUACAUUCAUUCCUUUGAGGAGGCUGCCCAUCGAUUUAGUUGAUUCUCCCAAAGACUAAAUAACUAAAACCACAGCUUUGGGGUUCAUCGACAUGCAAGUCUUAAUAGAAGUCUUAGCAGUCUUGCAGCUGAGUUACAGAUUCUUAUUUGAAAGGGGAUUGAGAGAAGAGCUGAGAGGCAUCUAGAAGGGUUGGGGAGAGGAUUUCUUCUGUGUCACAAAAGGACAGCACUCAGCCCUGCCACAGAUUUUCCAGGAUAAGUAUCGUCUGUUUCCGCCUGAAAGGAACCAGGUGAGUUUGCACAUAUGUGACUAGAAAACCAAGGGGCAUCUUUGUGAAUGAAAGAAAGUUCAUAGUUUCUCCAUAGAUGCAGCACUUCUGGUGACCGUUUGGAGAAGGCGGAGCACGUAGAGGGUGUUUACCUCCAGAGUCCAUCAGCAGUCUGGGAUAAGGAGGAGAGAGCUGGCUGUGAAUCCGGCAGUGGAACAGCAACUGAAAUGCCCAGGGGAGUUACUUCUCAUUGGAUUCCUAUUGCCAAACGGAACUCUCCUGUUUUAUUGCAAAAUGAAAGGAGGAGGCAACUAUGAAUGAGCCACUAGACAGUUUAGCAAAUGCUUCUGAUUUCCUCGAUUAUACAGCUGCUUUUGGAAAUUGCACUGAUGAAAAAAUCCCAUUCAAGAUGCACUACCUCCCCAUUGUUUAUAGCAUCAUUUUCAUCGUGGGCUUCCCAGGGAAUGCAGUGGUGAUUUCCACUUACAUUUUCAAAAUGCGCCCCUGGAAAAGCAGCACCAUCAUCAUGCUGAACCUGGCCUGCACUGACCUGCUGUAUCUAACCAGCCUCCCUUUCUUGAUUCACUACUAUGCCAGUGGUGAAAACUGGAUCUUUGGGGAUUUUAUGUGCAAGUUCAUCCGCUUCGGCUUCCACUUUAACCUGUACAGCAGCAUCCUCUUCCUCACUUGUUUCAGCAUCUUCCGCUACCUUGUGAUCAUUCACCCAAUGACCUGCUUUUCCAUUCACAAAACUCGAUGGACAGUGGCAGCCUGUGCUGUGGUGUGGAUCAUUUCCUUGGUGGCUGUCAUGCCCAUGACCUUCCUGAUCACAUCGACCACCAGGACCAACAGAUCCGCCUGUCUUGACCUCACCAGUUCGGAUGACCUCGCUACUAUCAAAUGGUACAAUCUAAUUUUGACUGCAACCACUUUCUGCCUCCCCUUGGUGAUAGUGACGCUUUGCUAUACAACCAUUAUCAACACCCUAACCCAUGGGCCUCAGACUCACAGCUGCCUUAAGCAGAAAGCCCGAAGGCUGACCAUUCUGCUACUCAUUGUAUUCUACAUAUGUUUUUUACCCUUCCAUAUCUUGAGGGUCAUUCGGAUUGAAUCUCGCCUGCUUUCCAUCAGCUGCUCCAUCGAGAAUCACAUCCAUGAAGCUUACAUCAUUUCUAGACCAUUAGCUGCCCUGAACACCUUCGGGAACCUGCUACUCUACGUGGUGGUCAGCAACAACUUCCAGCAGGCCAUCUGCUCAUCAGUGAGAGGCAAGCCUAGUGGAGACCUUGAACAAUCAAAGAAAGUCAGUGGCUCAAUCAACCCUUAAAAUACUCCACUUACUCAAAUAGAAAAGGCUGUUGAUUCUUUAUCUGUCAUUGCUAACACGUCCAGACUGCUUCCCUCAAUGGAAUUCCUAGCAAAUACUGUGAAUUUAGGUUAUUCUAUGCCAAAGCCAAGGGAGAGGCUACUAGUUCUUUGCAAAUGUUUGUUGAGUUCCUCCUGUGGUAGAAAUAAGAAUAAGAUGCUUAUCAGUAAAGUAUUCGAGCAUACAAUUACCAACUAUUGGAACUCAGGGCAUCUGUUUCUGCCAACUUGCAUGGAAACUAAAGUUCACACACUAAAGUUCACAGAUCACUGAUGGCAAACCUUUUAGAGACAGAGUGCUCAAACUGCGACCCAAAAUGCACUUACUAAUCGCAAAGUGCCAACGCUACAAUUAAACGCGAAUGCUGAGGUUUUAGUUUAGAGAAAACAGCUCCUAUAUUAACAUCUUUUGUCUUAAAAGAAAAACACAGUAAUAGAGCUCACAGUGAUACAAACAAUUUUUUAUUGAAAGGUAAAAGUUUCCACUUGGCGCCCUUUUGCACAAGCAAUGUGACCUUUGCUGUUGCACACAUGCUGAUAAUUCCUCAGACCUUGGCUACGGUGAGUCGGCUCCUGUGCUGACAGAGAGGGAGAGCUCUGUGCCCCUGGGGCAGCACGCAUGCCAUAGGUUUGCCAUCACUGCCCUAGGUCUUCCACCAAAUUAGUGCCAAGGUAGAACCCCCCCAAAAUAAUUUUCUUUAUCCAGUCUCCAGUUGAUGGGCAAUUGGGCUGUUUCCAAGUUUCAGCUGUUACAAACUGUGUGUGUACUACUCAGCCAUAAAGAAUGAGAAACUAGAGACAUUUAUAGACAAGUGGAUGCACCUCGAGACCAUACUCUUAAGUGAA